Habropoda laboriosa is the source of this 3104-nucleotide messenger RNA. RefSeq names its product potassium voltage-gated channel protein Shal (gene Shal). NCBI's taxonomy places the organism in Eukaryota, Metazoa, Arthropoda, Insecta, Hymenoptera, Apidae. The record is from RefSeq and is a predicted model, not a curated record. The transcript is spliced from 5 exons. Bases 530 to 2260 code for a protein of 576 amino acids. Gene Ontology annotation, cellular component: voltage-gated potassium channel complex; membrane. Gene Ontology annotation, biological process: protein homooligomerization; potassium ion transmembrane transport. Gene Ontology annotation, molecular function: A-type (transient outward) potassium channel activity; protein binding.
UCGCGAUCCGUCGAAACGAAAGCUCCGAGGCACUCCUCUUUUCUGCUGGUAGAGUCGCGAGCACGCGACGCUUUUCUCCUCCAGGGGAUUCCAACCACUCGAGCCUCAGACGGAUUAUACUUUUUCAGACGCAUCGAGCAAAGAGAGGAAUCCAAGAGAGAGAGAGCGAGGGGUAUGUGAAGAACCACGUUGAAGGUGUACGAGGAGCACGAGAAGUCGACGCGAGGAAAGAGAAAAAAAAGAACAAGAAGGUAUAUUAAAAGAAAACCUUACUCGACGAGCACAACUGGGAAAACAGGAAAACGCGUGGACAAAGUCACGUCAACAUUCGAAUCACUGUUCAGUUAAGAAAGAAGCAUCGAGACGGUCGGAGGUAAAACGAGACUAGACAAAGGUACGGGGGGAAAGAAGUGAAAUAAGUAAAAGAAGAAGAAGAAGAAGGAUUACUAUUGUAACAAAGAGGCGGGAAAAGGUAUCGUGGAAAGGUGGAAAAAUUAACCGAGGAAGGAAAACUAUUCCACCGUCGAGCAUGGCCUCGGUGGCAGCAUGGCUGCCAUUCGCCCGCGCGGCGGCGAUCGGUUGGGUGCCGAUCGCGACCCAUCCACUGCCACCGCCUCCGAUCCCGAAGGAUCGUCGCAAGGCCGACGACGAGAAGCUGCUUAUAAACGUGAGCGGCCGUCGGUUCGAGACCUGGCGGAACACCCUCGAGAAGUAUCCGGACACUCUUCUCGGUUCGAACGAGCGAGAGUUCUUUUACGACGAGGAGAGCAAGGAGUACUUCUUCGACCGUGAUCCAGACAUCUUUCGUCAUAUAUUGAACUAUUAUAGAACCGGUAAGCUUCAUUACCCGAAGCACGAAUGCCUGACUAGCUACGACGAGGAAUUGGCGUUCUUCGGUAUCCUGCCGGAUGUGAUCGGCGAUUGUUGCUACGAGGAUUACCGUGAUCGUAAACGGGAGAACGCGGAACGUUUGAUGGAUGACAAAUUGAGCGAGAACGGGGAUCAGAAUCUUCAACAGCUGCUCGAUAUCAGGCAGAAGAUGUGGCGUGCGUUCCAGAAUCCUCAUAUAUCGACGGCUGCCCUGGUAUUCUAUUACGUAACCGGUUUCUUCAUCGCCGUUAGCGUGCUGGCGAACGUGGUCGAGACCGUGCCGUGCGGUAUUCGUCCGGGACGCGCCGGUACGCUUUCAUGCGGCGAACGUUACAAGAUCGUCUUCUUCUGUCUGGACACCGCGUGCGUCAUGAUAUUCACCGCGGAGUAUCUUUUGAGGCUGUUCGCGGCGCCGAGCCGGUGCAAGUUCGCGCGAUCCGUUAUGUCGAUUAUCGACGUGGUCGCUAUACUCCCGUACUACAUUGGUCUCGGUAUAACCGACAACGACGACGUAUCCGGUGCUUUCGUUACGUUGCGCGUCUUCCGUGUGUUCCGGAUCUUCAAGUUCUCCAGGCACUCGCAGGGCCUCAGGAUCCUUGGUUACACGCUAAAGUCCUGCGCCUCGGAGCUUGGCUUCUUGGUAUUCUCAUUGGCGAUGGCGAUCAUCAUAUUCGCCACGGUGAUGUUCUACGCGGAGAAGAACGUCGACGGGACGAACUUCACUUCGAUCCCAGCCGCAUUCUGGUACACCAUCGUUACUAUGACCACUUUGGGGUACGGUGACAUGGUUCCGAAAACGAUCGCGGGAAAAAUCGUGGGGGGUGUAUGCUCCCUUAGCGGUGUCCUUGUGAUCGCUUUACCGGUGCCUGUUAUCGUCAGUAAUUUCAGUCGAAUAUAUCACCAGAAUCAGCGGGCCGACAAGCGAAAGGCUCAGAGGAAAGCCAGAUUGGCGCGUAUCAGGAUCGCGAAAGCGUCAAGCGGAGCAGCCUUCGUGAGCAAAAAGAAGGCAGCCGAGGCUCGACUGGCCGCGCAGGAGAGCGGCCUUCAGCUGGAUGACAACUACAAGGAGGAGGAUAUCUUCGAAUUGCAGCAUCAUCAUCUGCUCCGUUGUCUAGAGAAGACCACGGAUCGCGAGUUCGUGGAGAUGGAGGUGCCCUACAACGGUGCCCCGAAGAGGCCGGGCUCGCCGUCGCCUCUGACCUCCCCCGCGCACAGCACUGCCUCGAGGGGCGGCCUGCUUCACGCCUGCUUCGUCCGCUGCUGCCCCCAACGUUACCAGCAGGCGUACAGUCAGUACAUCCCAGCGACAAGGGCCCAAGUAUCGGGUGCCCAAGGUGGGCAGACCGGGGCUGCGAUGGACGGGACUUACCUCGUCGAGGCCUCGUUCUGAACGGCCUGAGCCUCUCUUUAGCCAGUAAAUAGAGUAAAAACAGUACAGUAAUGAAAAAAAAAAAAAAAAAAACAGUAAUAAAAGUAAAGCACGCUAAACCACAGAUCCGUACGAAAAAUGUCCGAGAUUAAUAUAGAGCAGAGUAAUACCUAGAACAGAGUAAAUAAGCGAAAAAAAAAUGAAUGACGAAAAAAAAAAAACGAAAAAAAAAAAUAAAGACGAAUAGAAAUGGAUCUCGAGAAAAAAAUAAAAAACACGCAUGAUUUAGAGAACAACCACGCGGCGAGAGCGUUUUGAGAAGGAAAGGUAACACGAGAUAACAAAAUUUCACAUGACACUCCGAACACACUCGGCGAACUCGAGAAUGAUUUUCUAACGAACGGAGAAAAUUGAUCGGACGUGUCCCGAUCGACGAUGGAUCUAAAAGGAAGAAACACCAAAAGACAACAAGUAUAAAAUAAGAUAAUAAAAAAAAAAAAUAAUAAUUGACACAAGACACACACAGUGGUUAAAUGUUGUAAAGUACACGAUACAGAAAUUCAAUUGAAAUUCUUCUAUUUCCUCAUUUCCGUGCCUACCUGUUCAUCGACGACCACGCGGACUCACUGGACACACACACGCAACAACGAUGACGUCGCCAUCGUCCGCCAAUCGUCGUCAUCGCGGACGUCUAUCUACCUGUGCCAUCCACGAAUAAUAACGUUGUCUCAUCCUGCUCGCUGGCGCAUCCGACGUCUCUCUUUCACACACACACACGUCACGUCCUACCUCUCUGUUCAUCAUCCGUUCGUCGUUCUCCAUCGAUGGACAAUCCACCGGCGAAUGUCUUUUUUUUUUCUAACGA